Molecule: messenger RNA, 6536 nt
Organism: Lutra lutra (Eurasian river otter)
Lineage: Eukaryota; Metazoa; Chordata; Mammalia; Carnivora; Mustelidae
Gene: FER1L5
Product: fer-1 like family member 5
Exons: 53
Coding region: 88-6255 (2055 amino acids)
Biological process (GO): monocyte activation involved in immune response; negative regulation of phagocytosis; T-tubule organization
Cellular component (GO): membrane; cytoplasmic vesicle; T-tubule
Molecular function (GO): calcium-dependent phospholipid binding; calcium ion binding
Source: RefSeq, a predicted model, not a curated record
CUCACUCUGUGAGCCCUAGGAGAACGUUAACCCAAGGUGCUCCAAGAAGGAGGCUCUGCUGCAGAGGGAAAGAGGGGGAGGACAGGCAUGCUGCGGCUGGUCGUGGAUUCAGCUACGAUUAACCCGCCCCUCAGCCCCCCACCCAGACCCUGUGUGACCGCCUACUUCCGAGAUAUCAAGAGGAGAACUCAUGAAGCAGAAGGGAAUAACCCCAUAUGGAAUGAGACCCUGAUCUGGUACCUCUGGGACUGCCCCCUACAAAAUGACUCUUUUCUGCAAAUCAUCCUUCGGGACGUGGGCGCAGCAAAGAAAGACAGAUUCAUUGGGCUGGCCACAGUACUGCUCUGGCCCUUGGUGAAAAAACCGAGUGAGGUCCUUUCUUUGAAGGACUUGAACCUGCUUAACCAUCUCAUGCUGUCCACAAAUUGCACUGUCACCCUACAUGUGACCCUUGAGAGAAAACAGUAUACAUCGAAAUUAGGUGAUGACGACCUCCUGGGCCCAAGUGCCCAAGAGGUAGCCAGGCAGAAACUGAUGGUCCCUGGCUCCGGCAUGCCCAUGGCUCUGUCCUCGAAGCCUCAGCACUUUCAGGUCCGAGUGAAGGUAUUUGAAGCCCGACAGCUCAUGGGCAACAACAUCAAGCCGAUGGUGAAUGUGGUCAUUGGAGGCUACCAGUACAACACGAGGAUCAAGAUGGGAAACAACCCUUUCUUCAACGAGAUCUUCUUCCAGAAUUUUUAUGAGGUACCUGCUAAGUUAUUUGAUGAGACCAUCUUAAUCCAGGUGAUGAAUUCCACACUGAUGAGAUUCAACUCAGAGAUCGGGAGAUUCCAAACAGAUAUUGGGUUUAUCUACUAUUCUCCAGGUCACACACUCAUGAGGAAAUGGUUAGGCCUCUGCCAGCCGAAUGAACCCAACAGUGGUGUGAGAGGCUACCUGAAAAUCACCAUCUGUGUCCUCGGUGUGGGAGACCAGGUUCUGGUAGAUCAAGAGAUGCCCUAUGGGGCUGAUGACACCACUACUGAGAUCUUCAAGUCAACGGUGGUCCCGACCAACGUAGCCUACUUACAGUUCUUCAUCUACUGCGCAGAGGACCUUCAUCUCAAGAAACAGCACUUAGUAAGUCCUGUGUUGGAGGUGGAACUAAUUGGGGAAAAGCUCAAGACAAAUGUGCUGACUCAAACCGAGAACCCGAUAUGGAACCAGAUCCUGACCUUCCAGAUUCAGCUGCCCUGCCUCUCCAGCUACAUCAAGUUCAGAGUCCUGGACUGUCCCAAGAACAGUUGCCAGGAUGAGAUUGGGACCGUCAGCCUGUUCCUCAACCAGAUCUCAUCUACUGGAGCAGAAAUAGAAGGAAUGUACUCUGGCUUCCUACCCUGUUUUGGCCCCAGCUUCUUGACUCUCCGAGGGGGUAAAAAGGCCCCUUUCAGGAUCCAGGAAGAAAACACUAAUAUUCCCGACUCUCUUAAGGAUGGUCUAACUUAUCGAGGCCGAGUCUUCCUGGAGUUAUCCACCCACGUCACUUCCCAUCAAGACCUUAAGAGGAAAGAUCUCUCCUCCGAAGUGACCAGUAUAGAGAGACACCGUCACCGCCAGAAGUAUGGGCUGUGUGUCAUCUUCCUUUCCUGUACCAUGAUGCCCAACUUUAAGGAUCUGAUCCAGUUCGAGGUCAGCAUUGGCCACUAUGGAAACAAGAUGGACCUGAAUUACAAGCCUUGUGUCUCAACCACACAGUACAGCCCAGUGAUAUAUGAUGGGAACAUCUACCAUUAUGUGCCCUGGUACAACACCAAGCCAGUCGUGGCUGUGACCUCCCAAUGGGAAGACGUCAGCUUCCGCAUGAACUGCCUCAAUCUCCUCCACUUUACCCGGGACCGCCUGAAAGCCAAUCUGGACACCCUGAAAUCCAUAAGGAAUCCAAGAGACCCUGCUCUGCUCCCCCAGUGGGAGAAGCUGCUGAGGGAGCUGGUGGAGGACUGCAAACACCCUCUGCCCUGCAUGGCCCAUCAGCCCAGAGCCACCGAGCUGGACAAGAAGAGGUGGCAGCUCCGCAGCCGCCUCCUACAGGAACUGUCCCAAAAGGCCAAGGAAGUUAAGCCCAGGAACAUGGUGGCCACCGUGGAGGACUGGCUGUACCGCCUCAACGCUGUUCUCCCUGAGCCCCAGAUGAGCCUCCCAGACGUGAUGAUCUGGCUGACGUCCAAGGAGCAGCGGGUGGCCUAUGCACAGGUGCCUACCCACAGCAUCCUGUUCUCCCCAACAGGGGCUCUGCACUCCGGCAGGUUCUGUGGGAAGACACAGACCCUCGUUCUGCAGUACCCAGAAGGUGAAGGACAGGACAUGCUGCCGGUCCACCUCCGGGUCUGCAUGUGGUUUGGCAACAUCUCGGACAGCAAGGAUCUGCAGCUACUGCGCGAGGGCGAGGUGGUCGUGUAUGCGGAGACGUACGAGAACCAGGCCAAGUAUAAAGACCAGUGGGGACAGCAGGGGCUAUACCACUGCCCCAACUUCUCGGACGUCAUGGGCCACAAGGCCCUCCCCAAGGAGGAUUUCCAGGCACCCCAAGGAUGGCACUGGCAGGGGCAGUGGACAGUGGAGCCUCAGAGGAGACUCCUCCUGGACGUAGACAUCAACAAGAGCCAGGUGCUAGAGGAGGUGUAUGAGAACCAGUGUCGUGACACCACGGGGGCCUGGGUGCAGGCAGCCAUCCCAAACACAGACAUGAACGGAGAGCCCGUGGAGGCCCGGGAGAAUGUGCAGUGUCCCCGAGGCUGGCAUGUUAAGGAGAGCUGGAUCGUGGAGCUGAACCAUGCGGUGGACAGUGAGGGCUGGGAAUACGGAGUGGGGAUUGAGCCGUCGGGCCAACCUCGGGUCUGGAACUCAGUGGAAAAGACCUACUACUCGUGCCGCCGGCGGCGCUGGGUACGUGUGCGCUGCCGGAACCACGGGAAGCUGAGCCUGGAGGAGGAGACCCUCUCCUUCCUGCAGCUGCACCACCCCAUCCCAGCCAAGGAUGAGGAGGGCUGGGAGUAUGGCACCUUCGGCUCCAAGUUCCACCUGAACCCUCAACCCCAGAGCCAGUUCCGCCGCCGCUGCUGGCACCGCAGGAUGGUCCCGAACAAGGACAAGGGCAUUGCACCCAUAUUCCUCCUGGAGGGAUCCUUGGGUAUGGAUCUGAAAGAGAAGAGAAGGAAGGAAGAGAACAAGAGGCUGACACCUGCUACAGACAAAAUGAUCAGGAGCUCCUGGAGGCCUGUCCCAGAGGACAUCCAGCUACAUGCCCUACCCUUCAUCUACUGCAUCUUCAACAAGCCCCACUACUACCAGCUUUUCUGCUACAUCUACCAGGCCCGGAACCUAAUGUCCAACCAGAUGCAGACAUUCCAGGUGCCCUUCAUUCGGUUGGUCUUCUUGAACCAUAGCCAGUGCACCCAAACCCUGAAGAGCUCUGCAGCCCCAACGUGGGCCCAGACACUCAUUUUCCAGCACCUUCUUCUGUAUGAGAACCCUGAAGACACCAAAGCAAGCCCUCCACUCGUGGUCUUGGAACUGUGGCAGCAGAACGCCCAGGGAAAGGAGAGCUUGUGGGCCCGGAGCAUGUGGUCCCCAGUGGUCUGGCUGGAUGUCCAAAAACGGACCCUGCCCCCUCUGAGGUGGCACCCCCUUGUAAAAUUGCUAGGGGAGAAAGAGGGUGAGAUCCUGGUGUCCUGUGAGCUGAUCCUUGAGACUGAGAGUGUCAAAGAGAGGCCACCAAUCUUAAGUGUUCCCUGGAAGAACGGAGUCUACACACUCCCCAAGAGCAUCCAGCCGACACUAAAGAAAAUGGCUGUGGAGAUUCUGGUCUGGGGCCUUCGGAACAUGAAGCAGGUGCGUUCCCCCCAGCUCCUGGUAGAAUGCUGGGAAGAGUCCCUGCAGACAGAGCCCAUCAAGGACUUCCAGACCAACCCUAACUUCAUGCAGUCAGUCCUCUUCCUCACGCUGUUCAUCCCCACAGAGGAGGCCUAUGCACCACCCCUCACAUUGAAGGUGGUGGACAAUCAGGACUUCGGCCAGCAGACCGUGGUGGGUCAGGCCAACAUCCACUCCCUACAACCCUACUUCUGUGACCCCUGGGCUGAGGACUACGUGCCUCCACAGCUCCCAAUGCUGUCUGUGAACAAGUACCAGAAGCUCCUAGAUUACUUCUAUGAAAAGUUCUGGAUCAGUCCCAGCAAAGCUCAGGAUCAGUACCAGCAUGAAGUGGACUGGUGGAGCAAGCUGUUCUGGGCCACAGGAGAUUCGAAGGCCCUGCAGUACAAGUACAAAGACUAUCAUACCCUGAAGGUGUAUGACUGUGAGCUGGAAGCCGUGCCCGCCUUUGAAGGCCUGCAGGACUUCUGCCAGACCUUCAGACUCUACCAAGAAGAGCCCAAGUUGGACAGCCCUGUGGUAGGGGAGUUCAAGGGCCUUUUCCGCGUCUACCCCUUUCCUGAGGAUCCAAAAGCCCCCAAGCCCCCCCGCCAGUUCUUGGUUUGGCGCAACAAAGAGGACUUCCCUCAGGAGUGCUUGGUGCGCGUGUACAUGGUUCGAGCCAUCAACCUGCAGCCCCAAGAUUCCAAUGGCCUGUGUGACCCUUAUGUGAUCCUGAAACUGGGACAGACAACGAUGGGCAACCGGGACAAGUACUACCCCAACACUCUGAAUCCCAUCUUCGGCAUUAUGUUUGAACUGAGCUGCACCAUUCCCCUGGAGAAGGACCUAGAGAUCCAGCUAUAUGACUUUGACCUGUUCUCACCUGAUGAAAAGAUUGGAACCACAGUCAUUGACCUCGAAAACCGACUCCUGUCUGGUUUUGGCGCCCGUUGUGGGCUCUCCAAAUCCUACUGCUACGCAGGGCCCUUUAGGUGGCGGGAUCAGAUGACCCCAAGCUUCCUCCUGGAACGCCAUGCCAAACAGAAAGGGUUGCCUCCGCCUUUGUUCAGUCCUGAAGAGGACACUGUUUUUUACAAUGGGAAAAAAUUCAAACUGCAAAGCUUCGAGCCCACGCCACCUCCUGUUCAUUACUUGGGACCUAAGAAAGAACGCCUUGCCCUGUACCUCCUGCACACCCAGGGGCUGGUGCCUGAGCAUGUGGAGACCCGCACAUUGUACAGCAACAGCCAGCCAGGCAUCGACCAGGGAAAGGUGCAAAUGUGGGUGGACAUCUUCCCCAAGAAGCUUGGGCCUCCUGGCCCCCCAGUCAACAUCAAGCCCAGAAAGCCUAAAAGGUAUGAGCUGCGCUGCAUUGUCUGGAAAACUGCCCAAGUGGAGCUGAGGAGAAGUUUAACCACCGGGAUGAGUGACAUCUAUGUCAAAGGGUGGUUAGCUGGGCUCGAGAAGGACAUGCAGAAGACGGAUAUCCACUACCACUCUCUGACUGGAGAGAGCAACUUCAACUGGCGGUUCAUCUUCACCAUGGACUACCUGGCAGCUGAGCGUAUGUGUGUCCAGAGUCAGAAGGACUACAUAUGGAGCCUGGACCCCACCGUGAUGAAGUUCCCAGCCCGGCUUAUCAUCCAGAUCUGGGACAAUAACACCUUCUCCACAGAUGACUUCCUAGGGGUCCUGGAGCUGGAUCUGUUUGACAUGCCCCUCCCAACCCGGCACGCCAACCAGUGCUCCAUCAGGAUGAUGGAGACUGACUCCAAGUGGCCCUACUUCCUCCAGUAUAAGCACUUCUCCCUUUUUAAGAAGAAGACCAUAACGGGCUGGUGGCCUGCCCAGGUCCUCGAUGGUGGCAAAUGGCACAUGUCGGGUAAAGUGAAGAUGACGCUGGAGAUUCUGUCAAAGAAGGAAGCCUUAAUCAAGCCAGCAGGGCGAGGCCAAUCAGAACCCAAUCAAUACCCUACACUUCAUCCUCCCCUACGCCCCAACACCUUGCUCAUAUUGCGGUCACCUGUGACAAUCUUCUGUCGCAUUUUCUGGAAACGCUACCACUUCAAAAUCAUCAUCGGUGCAAUCAUAUUUAUUAUAGCACUUAUGCUGUUCAACUUUAUCUACUCUGCCCCGAACUACUUGGCCAUGAGCUGGAUCAAACCUGAGCUUCGGCUGAAUGCUCCCAUUAAAACACCCACCAAUAUCAUGAAUCCACCAAGCAGCAGCAACGCCCACUCUUCCAUCCUCACCAGCCAGCAUCAGAACCUAAAUUCUACAAUAGACCAUGAGCUGAAACUCCUCCAGGGACCUAUGAAUCGCCUGCAAGACAUUUUUCCAGAACUUCCAGCCCCACAAGACUAAUUAGUCCAUGUCUGCCUGGCUUUUCUCCGGCCCAUCAUUGGCCCUACCCUUUCGCUUCCUACUAGUUCUCAUUUCUAUCUUCUAGGACAUAGACAGGGGGCUUCUGGGACAUAUGCAAUGAGGGGCAUGUUCUGUUCGGAAACCACUUCCAACAAGAACAGAGUUGUUGUCAUUUUCCCACUGAAGUAAACACAUUUUGUCACAGAGAGCUACCCUGUAAUUUAAGGGAGUUGAAGAAACCAUGAAAGCAAGACUCACAAGGACAGGGAACAUCAUCUUUA